AUGGUCAACCUCAUCAACGGUACCGUGGUUGCCUUUGUCAAUCUUCUCACGCUGGAAUGCCUUGAUCUUUCGAAUGGCUAUGCCACGGACAACACUCCCAUCAUCGGCUACAACUGCCACUCAGGAGCUAACCAGCAGUGGACCCUGAUCGAGCAGAACUCGGUGGGAGCCUGGCCUGUUUGGUCCGUGAUCAACAAGGCCACCGGGUCUGCUAUGGACCUCGUGGUCGGCCCCUCGAACCCCAUCAGGGGCUUCCAGCCAUCCGCUAGCAAUGCACCUGGGCAGAGCUGGCGUCUCGUGUCAGCUCAGCCGGACUUUGGGCUUGUCAUGAUCCAAAACACCCUGACGAACACCUACGCAACCUUGCUUGACACGAGCGUUGAUGGUGGACACGCCAUCGCUGGCUACUCUGGCUCCGUGGAGGAGGCUCAGCAGAGCCAGCUGUGGAAGGUUUCUGUCGUCGGUUAG
Messenger RNA from Microdochium trichocladiopsis, 468 nucleotides. Its product is annotated as ricin B lectin domain-containing protein. The coding region runs from base 1 to 468 and encodes 155 amino acids. The transcript is spliced from 5 exons. The record is from RefSeq and is a predicted model, not a curated record. Lineage: Eukaryota; Fungi; Ascomycota; Sordariomycetes; Xylariales; Microdochiaceae.